GGUUCCGUGUGUCGUUGUUGUUGUUGUUGUUUUCGGAGGCAACUCAGUGAGAGCCGGUGUGCUAAAGAUGAGUCCUUCCACGCAAUGUAGGAUGAAUUGAUUUCUCUCGUGACGGGGAUAUUUUUGGACGCGGUGGCCGUUUUGGGAGUAUUCCCGGGAGUCAGAGGUCGUUCUACAAACAGUUUUCCUCCAACUAUGGACAAGACCCAUCUAUCGAGCCCUAAUGAAAUCAUAAUGACAAGCUCAACAGGCCCUUACCAGCAGGAACCCCUGACACCACCCAGACCUGCCCAUCACCACUCCUCAUCUUCUUCCUUAUCCUCCCCCUCUCCGUCCUCCUCACCCCUCAAGCCGAACCAGGUGGGCCAGGUCAUCCUGUACGGCGUUCCCAUCGUGUCGCUGGUCAUCGAUCACAAUGAGAGACUUUGCCUGGCACAGAUCUCCAACACGCUCCUCAAGAACUACAGUUACAACGAGAUCCACAACCGGCGCGUGGCGCUGGGCAUCACCUGUGUCCAGUGCACUCCGGUUCAGCUGGAGAUUCUCCGUCGGGCCGGUGCCAUGCCCAUCUCGUCGCGGCGCUGUGGCAUGAUCACCAAGCGCGAGGCGGAGCGCCUCUGCAAGUCCUUCCUGGGAGAGAACGCGCCGCCCAAACUGCCAGACAACUUUGCCUUCGAUGUGACCCACGAGUGCGCCUGGGGUUGCCGUGGUAACUUCAUCCCAGCACGCUACAACAGCUCCAGGGCCAAAUGCAUCAAGUGCUCUUUGUGCAACAUGUACUUCUCCCCGAAUAAAUUCAUUUUCCACUCUCACCGCACACCGGACGCCAAGUACACCCAGCCGGACGCUGCCAACUUCAACUCCUGGCGACGACACCUCAAACUCUCGGACAAACAUCCAGCGGAUGAGUUAGCCUUCGCGUGGGAAGACGUCAAGGCCAUGUUCAACGGAGGCAGCCGAAAGAGAGCGCUGCCCUCUUCGUCGCACUGCUCCUCCAUGGGUCCUAUGAAGACUCUCCCAGGUUCGGUGCUGCCUCACAUGAUGGGACCCGACCUGGUCUCUCAGAAAAGAGCCCGCUUUGAGGAGGACGACGAUUUGGACGGAGGCAGUCUGUCUCCGCGCAAGCCGCCACGUAGCUACCCUGUCAUCCCUGUCCCGAGCAAAGGCUUCGGCAUGCUGCAGAAGUUCCCUCCCACGUCGCUCUUCCCCUCGCCUUACCCCUUCCCGGCAUUCGGCCUCUGCCAGCAGAAAAAAGACGACAGUGAUGUUUCAGCUGGCCAGAAAGGAACGGGGUUGUCGGGUCUUUUAUGGCCUGGCCGCAAAGACACAUUUUAUCCUCCUUUCUGCAUGUUUUGGCCCCCACGGGCAGCGGGAGGAAUCCCUGUCCCCACCUACCUCCAGCCUCAGCCCAGCGCCCUCUCCUCCCUGGCAGACAACCCCUCUCUCAGACAGGCCUUUUUGGAUCUCUCAGACCCCAGUGAGCCUGGCGCCAUAGCCGGCAGCGGCAAUAGCGUCAGCGCAACCAUGGCCCCCGGCAGCGGGACUACAACAACCAGACCCGGGCUGUUCGACCCCGAGUGUACGACGGCGGCCCCCGACCUUCGCCCUGUGACGUCGGAGGGCUGGCUCAAACUCCUGGACACCCCAGCCCUCCAAACCAGGAAGCCGAGCUACGGCUCGGCUUUCCGACCUGUCAUCAAGGACGCCGAGAGCAUCGCCAAGCUGCACGCCAGCGGUGGAGCAGUCACUGGGACAACAGAUGAGGACUUUGGGGUCGUGGUCGCCAGGUCGGACCGCCACCAGCGGCUAUCGCCCACCAGCAGCUGUAGUUACGGAAGUGACAGUGGGGGAGAAGGAGAGGCGGAGGGGUUGGAAAGCGAGGAGGAGGGGGAGGUGGAUGUGGAGUCGUCGAAGCAGGAGGACGAGGAGGAGGAAGGCACCUUUUUGAACAGGCCGCCACGGACUCAAACCAACCUGUAUCUCCCCACAAUGAGCGACAGCCAUGGAGAGGAGAGGGGGAAGGAGAGAGGGAGGUACACCAGCACCUCCCCGCCCUCCUCCACGGAGCCCACCCAGCAUGGGUCCUCCAGCCUACCCGCCUCCCCGACUGCUAGCCUUCCUCUCUCCAGUUCCACCCCACCUCACCGAGAGGACUCAGCUUACAAAAACUCUCAGAAAAAUAAAGACGAAGGACUGCCUGUCUACGCAACCAAAGACAACUCCAGCAUUUCUGAUGAAAACAAAGAGCAGAAUAGUUUCUUUGUACCAGAGAGCGAAACGUCGGCGCCUGACUACUGGAGGGAAAGCUCAGGUGAUCGAAGCCAAGGUGCUGCCUCUCCUGUGCCGCUAAAGAAGGAUGUCGAGAACAUGGAGAAAGAAGAGCUCCAGAAGGUUCUGUUGGAGCAGAUUGACUUUAGGAGGCGACUGGAGCAGGAGUUUCACGCUCUGAAGGGCACUUCACCAUUCCCUGUCUUCCAUAAUUUCCAAGACCAGAUGAAACGAGAGCUCGCCUACAGAGAAGAGAUGGUUCAACAGUUACAGAUGAUUCCAUACGCAAACAUCAUCAGGAAAGAAAAGAUCAGCUCCCAUUUGAACAAAUAACUAAAAGCCUGAACCCACAAACUCCUGUGUGAGAAGAAGCAGGUGUGUGGAUUCCUGUGAAUACCCCAACAAGAAGAAAAAAACCCACUCAUGUGAGAAAUAUUGGAAGGACUCAAACUGAAAGGAAAAAGACACUAUAUGAAAUAGAAGUACUUUUUAGAAGUUUUCCUUCAACAGUGUUUUUUUCUGCUUCUGCGGUAAACCCUCUGUUAAUAACCCUGCACUUAAACACUGUUCGAUAAAAACAGCUCCCUGUUUCUUUUUCCCCGGUCCAGUUUAUUCCCUGACCUGAAACCGCUGACAUACAGGGCUACAGAACGACUCCGCCCCUUUUUGUCAUUGCUGCGCUGGCAGUCAGACCAAAAGCUUUACCAAAGCAGCCACAACCUUUCUGGUCUUUUGUGAAUUUUAGGGCCGUUGGAAAGAACCAGGAGGGCAGUUGAAGACUUUGUACAAAACUCUUUUUUUCUCAGCUCGAAAAACCGACAAAGAGCAAGAGGACAUAGAGACAAUAAGACUGGGUGUCAAUGUCUGUGACUGUGAUCGCUGCUGGCCCAACUGUACAUUGACCACACUGUGGGUGAGCACGGACUUACCACGGGAGGUUGCCGCUGUUGUAAUUAUUGCUGUUGCCUUCGUUUCACAUAGCGGGGCCCCGAUGGAGAAACACAUUUACCAACUUUUACUAAAUACUCGCGUCAUCGGAUCCCAAAGGGAUUCUCCUCAUCAUGUCCAGUCAAGUUUUUUGACCAAAAGAAACUUCCAUGUGAACACAAAAAAGUGUCAGUCAGUCACCGUUGGUGAGAAUCAAUGUUGGUGGUGCUUUUGAUAGAUGACCCAACUUGAAUAUUGAAGUGUUAAAGUGGUGAUACUGGGUGGGAACUCAAAAAGGGGAGAACUGAUUUUGUCUGUCGAGCAGUUGGAUAGUUUCAGAAUUUCUGAGUGCACAAAGGAAACCUACACGGUGCGAUGUUCAAUGCAUAUGUUGCUGAACUGAUUAUUUGUGACCUUUUAUCUAUACAGGAAGAGAAUCCUUUGCUCAAAGGCACCCCAAAGGUACUUUUACCCUGCACCCAUUUUUUCUAUCCUUCAUCGCACUCUCUACACCUCCAACCCAAGGUGAAGGUAGUAUUGCCACCAUAAGCUAAAUAUGUUGGUGAAUCGACUAGUAAAGGCCAAGUCUGUGUGCUUAUUUGCUCUCCAAAAUGAGUCUCUGUUUCCACGAGAAGCAAAAGACUGAAGUUUGUUAGUGUUGUAUAUCUACUUGUGUACGAUCACACCUGAUGUGUAAAAUGUCGUAGUGAGAAUACUGAACCUCACAAGCAGUCUAUCUAUAUGUGUUCGUUUGUUUAAUUAUUUAUUUGAGUACCAAGGCCCUGGUUGUGAAAAUAUUAUUUAUUAUAAUGUUGAAACAAACAGACAUGUUUUCGGCGAUAAUGGCGAUGAUGAUGAUGAUGGUUUAGACAAGUGUAUGUCGGAGAGAAUUGAAGUGAUAACUCACCCGCCUUGUUUAUAGAAUGCAAUGAAUGAAUGGAUAAAGUUGUCACUAACGGAGAGAAAUGGUAUCAUUAUAAACUGUUAAUGCAGAUGUAUUUAAAUAUGUUUUCUUGUAGUUUCUCUACUAUUUAUGUGUAAAUUAAAAGUCUAUACAAUA
This is a messenger RNA of Pungitius pungitius (ninespine stickleback), 4255 nucleotides long. It is a transcript of the gene skor2, whose product is annotated as SKI family transcriptional corepressor 2. Gene Ontology annotation, biological process: negative regulation of BMP signaling pathway; negative regulation of transcription by RNA polymerase II. NCBI's taxonomy places the organism in Eukaryota, Metazoa, Chordata, Actinopteri, Perciformes, Gasterosteidae. The transcript is spliced from 9 exons. Gene Ontology annotation, molecular function: DNA-binding transcription factor activity, RNA polymerase II-specific; RNA polymerase II cis-regulatory region sequence-specific DNA binding; SMAD binding. The record is from RefSeq and is a predicted model, not a curated record. Gene Ontology annotation, cellular component: transcription regulator complex; nucleus. The coding region runs from base 196 to 2601 and encodes 801 amino acids.